AUGAGCAGGGUUCCCACAAUAGCAACCGUCGUCCGCGGCGCCAGCGUCAACAUCGUGCUCAAGGCCGACCAGCCGACGGGCCGCACCGUCUCCGGAACCGUCCAGGAUGUCCUGACCCGCGGCAACCACCCGCGUGGGAUCAAGGUGCGCCUCUCCGACGGCCGCGUGGGCCGCGUGCAGUCGCAUGCAGGAGCCCAAGCAUCCGGGGCUUCAUCUGCCGACCAGCCGCAGGAGUUCUCGGGCGAAGCCCCGCCUGCCUUUGGGGACAGGCGAGGACCGGGGCGCCGGCAGGGUAGGCGGCAGGAGCAGGAGGCCGACUUGCCGUCGGCGCAGGUCGGACUUGAUGCGUACAUUCGGCCGACGAAGCAAAAGAAAGGUGGCCGCGGAGGGGCGGCGCAGGCUGCUGCUCCGGUGAGCGGGGAGACUGCUGCGGCUGUGCCUUCCGAGGUCGUCACCUGUCCUGUGUGCGGCACGUUUGAGGGGGAUGCGGCUGCGGUUGAGCAUCACGUCGCCAGCCAUUUCGACUGA
Molecule: messenger RNA, 528 nt
Organism: Colletotrichum gloeosporioides
Lineage: Eukaryota; Fungi; Ascomycota; Sordariomycetes; Glomerellales; Glomerellaceae
Exons: 1
Coding region: 1-528 (175 amino acids)
Source: RefSeq, a predicted model, not a curated record